AUGGCAAGGCAGCCCAAGUGCUGGGAUGGGGUGGAAGAGUCCAAUGACAGGGCGGUUCCAAUGGCAGGGCAGUUCCAGCAGCAGGAUGGCCAAAGAGUGGCGGUGGCAAACAAGCAGGAGAUGGCGAUGUCAGAGUGGGCUCACAAUCUGCCUCCCUUGCUCAAAGCGCCCAGACAUAACGUGCUCGGCAGCAGCAGGGCGAGGGGGAUGGCAAUGGCAAUGAUGAUAAACCCGAUUCUCCUUCAUCGAAAGAGCCCAGGAUCAAGUCUCGGAGAUUCGUUGGAGAUGGGCAAGUGCCAAGCACAGGCACUUUCAGGGCAUUCAGGAGGGGGGGAUGACAGGGCAGUUGUGCCCAAGCAGUGGACAGUCACCAUAGCAGGCAUGUGGGCAGUGGAGAUAGCGAAAGAACAGCGCAAGCACAACAUUCAAAGAGUGGUAGUGUCAAACGAGCAGCGGAGUUGA
Molecule: messenger RNA, 462 nt
Organism: Cantharellus anzutake
Lineage: Eukaryota; Fungi; Basidiomycota; Agaricomycetes; Cantharellales; Hydnaceae
Exons: 6
Coding region: 1-462 (153 amino acids)
Source: RefSeq, a predicted model, not a curated record